Andrographis paniculata is the source of this 2131-nucleotide messenger RNA. Its product is annotated as scarecrow-like protein 32. Gene Ontology annotation, molecular function: DNA-binding transcription factor activity; sequence-specific DNA binding. NCBI's taxonomy places the organism in Eukaryota, Viridiplantae, Streptophyta, Magnoliopsida, Lamiales, Acanthaceae. Gene Ontology annotation, biological process: regulation of DNA-templated transcription. Gene Ontology annotation, cellular component: nucleus. Bases 542 to 1900 code for a protein of 452 amino acids. The record is from RefSeq and is a predicted model, not a curated record. The transcript has a single exon.
GCUGCUUCAAUUCAUUUCUUUCUUUCUUUCUUUCUUUCUUUCUUCCCAGAUUUGCAAUUCUCUCUGAUUUGAAUCUGAGAAUUGAAGAAUUCUGUAAGAAAAAAGAGACAGGAGCUUUAUUAAUCUGUGAUUUCGUCGAAUUCAGGCACAAGUCCCUGUUGAUCUGACCAUGGGAAGAGGAAUAAUUUUGAUCCUGGAAUUAAAGAUGAACAGUCCAUUUCUGUUGGAUUCAUUUGCAGGGAAAGUGUUUUUUUCCCCCAAAUUGUGCAGAAAGAUAAACCCUAAUUAGAGAUCGUUACGUUUCCCAAUGGCCAGGUACCACUCCCAGUCUAGUCACUUUCUUUCCUUUCUGUCCCUCUAAUUUUAUCUUAUUUUUAAUUUCUCCCCACCUUCUUCCACCUCCAAUUUCUUGCUACCUGUUUUCCGAUUUGCCCUCUUCUUAAUUCUUACAACUCAUUGGUUUGUAACAAACUCCUGCACUAGAGGACACCCCCCCUCCCACCCACCCACCUACCUUAUUACACCCCCACCCACCCUACCCAUGAUGCAAUUCACUGCAGAAACCUUUCAUCAAAACCCUCCUUUCUCAGCUGCUUCCAUGAACAAGAACUUGCAGGCUCUCCGGUCCAGGCCCUGGCCGGGAUUUCCGACGCCGAAAUCGAUCGGGAGCUUUGGGGACGCCAAUUGUAUGGAGCAAUUGCUGGUGCACUGCGCCAACGCCAUCGAGACCAACGACGCCACUCUGGCGCAGCAGAUCUUAUGGGUUUUGAACAACAUCGCGCCGCCGGACGGCGACUCGAACCAGCGGCUCGCCGCCGGUUUUCUCCGGGCGCUGAUUUCCCGAGCCGCUAAAACCGGCAACUGUAAAAUGCUCACCGCCGUGGCUAACGUCCACGCCAACGAUCUCGCCAUGGAAACCCACAGAUUCUCCAUUAUUGAGCUCGCGAGCUUCGUCGAUUUGACGCCGUGGCACCGGUUCGGGUUCACGGCGGCGAAUGCCGCCGUGCUCGACGCCGCGGAAGGCUCGCCGGUGGUCCACAUCGUCGAUUUGAGCCUGACUCACUGCAUGCAGAUCCCAACCCUAAUCGACUCCAUAGCCACCAGACUGGAAGCUCCGCCGCUGCUGAAACUCACCGUCGCCGACACCAUGGAAGACCUUCCACCAAUUCUCGACCUCUCGUACGACGAAUUAGGGUCAAAAUUGGUCAAUUUUGCUCGAUCGAGAAACGUCGCCAUGGAAUUUACUGUAAUUUCUUCAACCUACUCCAAUGGCUUCUCUUCUAUAAUCGAUCAGCUUCGAAUUCAGCAAUUACUGAGCUCGGAAAACAGCGAAGCCCUAAUUAUCAAUUGCCAUAUGAUGCUCCAUUACAUUCCCGAAGAAAUCCUCCCCAAUUCAUCGUCCUCCAUUGACAACACCUUAAUCCCAAACAACUCUUCUCCCCGGACAAUGUUCCUGAAAGCAUUGCGAAGCUUGAAUCCGGCGCUGGUCUUGGUCGUCGACGAGGACGCCGACUUCACAUCGAACAAUCUGGUGACUCGAUUGAGAUCUGCUUACAAUUAUUUAUGGAUUCCGUUCGACACAGUGGACACAUUUCUGCCGAGAGGGAGCAAUCAGCGGCAAUGGUACGAGGCCGACAUUUGCUGGAAGAUCGAAAACGUGGUUUCGCACGAAGGAUGUCAGAGAGUGGAGAGGCUGGAACCGAAGAGCAAAUGGGUGCAGAGAAUGCAAGGCGCGGGCUUCAGAGGAGUGGCGUUCAGCGAGGACGCCAUUGGAGAGGUGAAGAGCAUGCUGGACGAGCACGCGGCAGGCUGGGGAAUGAAGAAAGAGGAAGACGAUCAUCUUGUUCUUACAUGGAAAGGGCAUAAUGUGGUUUUUGCUACUGCUUGGACACCUCUUUGAUUAGUUUAAGGUAGCUGAUUUAAGUUCGAAUCUUAAUUAUAUAUUAUUGCCAGAAAUUCAUAUCGAUCAGUUUUAAUUUAGCUAUAUAUAGCAGCAUAUAUAUAUAUAUAUAUAGGUUGCUAUUUUUACCAUCAUCCAUGGCGGACGUUCGACUGAUCAGUUCUACAAAAUGUACUGAUUAUUGUAGUGUGGGUAUGGAAAUUUUCGUAAUCAUCGUCUUCUUUAACUUUU